Mytilinidion resinicola is the source of this 1265-nucleotide messenger RNA. RefSeq lists its product as uncharacterized. Lineage: Eukaryota; Fungi; Ascomycota; Dothideomycetes; Mytilinidiales; Mytilinidiaceae. The record is from RefSeq and is a predicted model, not a curated record. The coding region runs from base 446 to 1012 and encodes 188 amino acids. The transcript has a single exon.
GCCCUGCAGGACAGCAGAUGGCGUCAGGGCACAACCUCGGCCCGUCCCAUUGACAGCCCGCCUCUGGGACGCGGCCGUCAGACUGGCCUCGCUUCCGGACGUGUGGAUGCAAAGCAAAAGCAAACUACUGUGUAGUUCCGAUCCGGGCUAUGAAUUCACUCACGCGCACAGCAAAUUGUCGCUCGGCCUGGAGUGAAUUGCACAGCCGCAUCAGGCGUGGAGGCACCUCAGACGGCGGUCCACGCGGGUACACAGUCGUCACUUCCUUCAUGUCCACCACGUCUAUUUAAACCUCUGCUCCGGAGUUGCCUUUAUCUUCUUUCCAAUCCCGCAGCAGCACCACCUCUACAAGUCCAGCUCGUACUGCUGGCCCUCGGUCAAUCGUCACACACCGCGAAUCCAACUACUCUACCACACAAUCCUACACCACUAUACCACCGUCAGAAUGGCCCCAGCUGCUUUAAGCACCCCACAACAUGUUGCUAUCAGCGCCACCAAAUCGCAGCCUGCCUCAAUUCCCGCCUGGGUGAAGCCCGAUUUGGCCGCCCUCCUGCACGUUGAACACCGCUCCGGAGACUUCGCCGCAUGCUCCGUAUCACUCGUCUCGCUGCCCGCCGGUGCCAUCUUCGCUCGCAUCACCACUCCCACUAUCGCCACGAAGGCCUACACCUCCGUGCAAGCCGGGCCGGACCUGCACAUCGAGCUCAACUCCGACCUAGUCUACAUCAACCACUCGUGCGAGCCGACCCUCAUCUUCGACAUGGCCCGCUGGGAGGUCCGCGUCAACCCGGCGCUGUCUGGCGGCCUGCAGCCUGGUAUGGAGCUCACCUUCUUCUAUCCGAGCACUGAGUGGCACAUGGCGCAGCCGUUCAAAUGCUUGUGCGGGACCGCGCAGUGCCUGGGGACCGUCAGCGGAGCGAGGGAUUUGGGCGGAAAGCUGGCUGGCUACUAUCUCAAUGCUCACAUCGAGGAUCUGCUUGUGGAGCAGGCUGCACAAGGCGAGAAGAAGUAAGACGGCGCUCCGGGCUGACACCGUCAGAGGUCCUUCGACUUAGUAUCAGGGCGAGAAGUCUGCGAAGGGCGGCGGUCUGGUUUGCAGCACGGUGCAGGGCGGAAUUUCAUUCAAUAUGGCUAAAGGCGGUAAAAGUUAUCUCAUGCAUUUGCAGGCUGUGCGGUAUAUGGGAGGGUCUUGCUGGUGGCAUGGCGUGGCGGUGGACUUAUCUAGCCUGGAGGCCUUGAUGGCGUUAUGAGAAUCUAACAAUGCC